Molecule: messenger RNA, 1407 nt
Organism: Prunus mume (Japanese apricot)
Lineage: Eukaryota; Viridiplantae; Streptophyta; Magnoliopsida; Rosales; Rosaceae
Source: RefSeq, a predicted model, not a curated record
AUGGCAGAGGUGGAGCAAUUCAUUUCUUUGGCGUCGGAUCCUUCGGCAAGUGAAUUAGAUGAGGACUCGUGGGUUAGUAUGGAAAUUGAUAGCAUCGUGAGAGAUUAUAUGUUUGCAAAAGGGGCUGAAAACCUAGAGGGUAAGAAGGAGCCUCAAGAAAUGGUUAAGGCUAAGGAAGAGCAUAUGGAAAAUUCCAAUGGAGAAGUCGUUCGAGUAGAGCCAAGUGAUGUGGAGAUGAGUGAAAGCCACCAAGGAGUUGAGCCAACAAGGGCAUAUUUGGAUGAGUACAGGGUCGAAGAGCGCAAUUUUGUCAAUAUUGCCAGUGAAAUUGUAGGAAAUCUAGAUAUAGUUUGCCCUUAUGUGGUAUGCAAAAACUUGGAGCACCAUCCUAUUUAUGUAGUGUACGAUUACUUGAUCUUACAUGGCAUGGAUCCUAGCUACACUACUUGGGUCCUUCACGAAUCUAUGAUGGAUGGGGACAUAGAAAUGUUGGAAACAUAUAAGAUGUAUAAAGAUCAAAUUGGUUUGCAAGAAGGUAAUGUGGCAGCACAAACAAAUGAAAGGAUAGAGGCAGAAACAUCAAAUUUUAUUAGGGAUGCUGAAACUUCUUUGUUUGAUGGCUGUAUAAAGUACACAAAGAUGUCAACAACAAUGGCUUCAUUUAAGCUUAAAGCUGCAUUUGGUGUAUGUGACAAUUUUUAUGAUGAGCUCCUCCCAAUUAUUUGUGACAUACUCCCAGAUCAAAACACACUUCCUACUUCAAUAUACGCAAUUAAAAAAUUGCCAAAGAAAUUUGAUCUUGAGUACGAGAAGAUACAUGCUUGCAUCAACGAUUGCUGCUUAUUUAGAAGAGAUCUUGAGCAUGUACAAGAGUGCCCAAAAUGUGGUUCUUCUCGAUGGGAAGUUAGCCCAUGUCCAAAAAUGAAAAAACAAGGAGUCCCUGCAAAAGUCUUGCUUUAUUUCCCAAUAAUACCAAGACUAAAAAGAAUGUUUGGUAUGGCUGAAAUUGCUGAACAACUAAGAUGGGAUCAUACUAAUAAAAGCCAUGACGGUAAAAUGAGGCAUCCGGUGGAUUCAAUUGCAUGUGAGACAAUAAAUAGGAAAUGGGAUUCUUUUAACUUGGAUCCUCGAAACAUUCGUUUUGGCCUUGCUACUGAUGGGUUUAAUCCUUUCCAAUAUCUUAGUUCGAGGUAUAGUUGUUGGCCAAUAAUUUUAGCUACAUAUAAUUUGCCACCAAAGUUAUGCACAUCCAAGGAGAACUUGAUGUUGACUUUACUCAUCCCAGGUCCAAAACAACCAGGUAAUGAUAUAGAUGUUUAUCUAACACCUCUUAGAGAAGAUUUGAAAGAGCUUUGGAUUAAUGGAGUUGUGGUUUAUGAUGCAUUCAGUAUGUCCACAUUAACUUAA